CUACAAUUGUACUCUUGGACUGCAAUUGUAGUCUACACAGGCCCCAUAGACGAAUGAAUCGUCUCAACAUGACCUUCACAUGAACAUAUUUUAACUCAAAAGCUAUACUCUUUUCGAUAUUGCAAUUUGCCUUAGACGACUAUGUCCAGUCAAAACCCUGCCCGAUCCAUUCAAGACCGUCCCGGUGACAAUGCGGUCUUUCCAACCGAUGACAUUUGGGAUAGGGCAACCCCAGACGACAGUUUCAGUUCAAAAACUGGAGACAGCGAGGAUGAAGAAGGAGAGGACUUGCCCGCCAGAGAUACACCAUUCGGCGACAGGGAAAGACAAGGGGGCGAUAGUCAAACUACUCGUGACGAAGGGAUCAAUGCUGAGUUGUUUUGUGCAGCCCAGAAAGGUCGCUGUAGAAUGAACAAGAGUGUCAAGACAGCCCUGAAUAAAUUUUUGAGUGCGCAGAGGAAAGCUCUCAUGGAGUUUUGCGUGCAGCACGAUGUGCGGCUGGCGACUGCAGAACGGUAUGCUAACUCUCAAAAUCAUCGUCGAGAAAGUGGUACAUGGCAGCUUUGGAGGAGAAGUCGGAUGCGUAGGACCGCUCUACUUGAGAAGUUCGGCGAAGAAAUCCUCAAGAAUGUCAGCCGAAAGGAAAUGGACGAAGCAUCCCGGGAGCUUUCCCGCACCGACGUCUUCUCUAUCAUCUGUUCUUUCUUCGCCGUCUGUCUCUGACACAUCCACUUCCACAAUCUCGCGGUCUUUCUCCACAUAUACCUCAUCCAGGCUCGGAUUCCCAUCCAUACCAGUUGUUUCAAAUCCCCACCGAAUACCCACUCGCUCUCGCAGCAUUAUUAAUAUGUCCUCUACUCCCUCAUCUUCCAAACAUGGCUCAGGACGUUUGUCCCAUACCCUCCACAAGCCAUCUCCUAUCCGCUGUUCUUCCAAGGCCGCAUGUCGCUCUUUUGUCUCUUCCAAAAAAAAAAGGUUGACGUCGUUGCAAUCAGCUGUAGGGCCCACAGCAACAUUAAUAACUGAGACAGUGCCGCCGUUAUAUAAAUCGGCAUCGUUUACUCACCAGUGGAAUUAGACGAAGAAGGUACGGUCAUCUUGCUCUUAAUUUUACUUAUACACUCCUCAAUGAUGUUGUGCCGAUCGUGGCACCAGCGUAUAAGUCUCGCAGUUUCUGCUUGUAGACGGGCUUUUUCCUCCACUGCCCGAUCCCGCAUGAGCAUAAAUUUGAUACCUACCAUCCGUUAGCAAAUUUGUGAGAGCCAUCGAACACAGAAGCCCUCACCUUGACGGCAAUCUUGGUUCCGACUCCAAUCUGCCUCUUUAAUGUCAAAGACCAUAUCAUCCCAAAAUAUGUCUUCGUCGUCUUUGGCUUGCAACGCUUCCACAGAGACUGCGAACUCGGGAACAUUUUUCGGAUUAAACGUGUCGGCGUAGUUUUUAACAGCCAAGUCGUACUUUUUGAUCGCCGCGGCAAGAGCAGGAGAGCGCAAUUGCUUAGAGUAUCUUUGUGUAUUUUUGGUCCCUUCGAGCGAGAUAAUAUCAGCCUGCGAUCGUCCAGAUAAAGGGGAAGACCCUCAUUACCAAGCUUCGGUUUCCUCCCCUUGCGGGUUUGCUCAAACUUCUCUGUAACAGCUUUGUAUUUUCGGAAUUGCUGUCGUAAAGUUAUGAAAGCCGCAUGAACCCGACACAAUUGCUUCAUUUCUUCCACAUCUGCAGGUUCAAGAAAUUGAUGUUCAAGAGCCGAAGAGAAGAGCUCGCAGUCCUAUUAAGCCUGACAAGUGGCGAAAGUUUUGAUCAGAACCUCUCCGAGUUUUCACCAUCACUGAAACCAAAGCCAGCGAUCAGACGGGGGUUGUACCUCAUCUGACAUAGCCAGUUAUGAGCAUAAGCGUGGAAAACCGAGACGCCGAUGAGUAGUCGAUUCUGAUCUCGUUCUUCCACCAAUAGAUUGCGCUGAAUUGCAUAUCAAUAAGACUCAAAAGAUUUUCUUUUUCAUGUCCACCUUUUUUAUAUGAGCAUCGAAGUUGCAGCCGAUGUCAUACAGCAAAGCCAGUCGUCCCUCCUUGUCAACAUCUUGCAAAAUCCAUAGAACCAGAG
Molecule: messenger RNA, 2100 nt
Organism: Cryptococcus deneoformans JEC21
Lineage: Eukaryota; Fungi; Basidiomycota; Tremellomycetes; Tremellales; Cryptococcaceae
Exons: 5
Coding region: 142-723 (193 amino acids)
Source: RefSeq, a predicted model, not a curated record